Penicillium canariense is the source of this 1701-nucleotide messenger RNA. RefSeq names its product zinc knuckle domain protein. Bases 1 to 1701 code for a protein of 566 amino acids. The transcript is spliced from 2 exons. Lineage: Eukaryota; Fungi; Ascomycota; Eurotiomycetes; Eurotiales; Aspergillaceae. Gene Ontology annotation, molecular function: zinc ion binding; DNA binding. The record is from RefSeq and is a predicted model, not a curated record.
AUGUCUGACCCUGGAGAUGACGCUGACUCGCGAACGGCCUCGUUCGGCGUCCAGCGCGCUCGCAGAACCACUCCCUCCCGAACCAGGCCCGACAGCGACUCCCAUCCCACGAAAAAGCGGCGACGGAACAGAUCCCGCAAAGACAGCGAUGUGAGCGACUUCGUCCCUAAGGGGGCUGCCUUCAGCGCCAACUUGUUGGCAGUCGAUCCCGAUGAUACAUCUAGCUCUGGAUCAGACUCAGACUCAGACAAUGACUCGGACAAAUCUGAUGUGCAAGGCAAGCCCGCGCCCGCGCCCGCCAACCCCCAUGCGGGCAGCACGGCGCCGGCGAUUAGCUGGAACCAGGGGACAAAGGCUGCGGUGCGAACGUCGCUGGGGAAGCGCAAAGCCGAGCCUCAGGCCCAGCCACAGCCACAGCCACAGCCGCAGACAAACGGACACACCGCGAAUGGAACCUCCGCAAAGCAGUUCAAAGCCGUAAACGGCGCAUACUGGCGCAGUCGCAGUGCUUCUGUAUCGUCCGAGGCGAGCAAGGCAGACUCGGUGAAAGAUUCCGAGGUCAAUACCAACUCUGAAGAAGGCGAGGUGAACUCGGGAAGUGAUUCGGAUGAUUCUGAGCUGGACUCCGAAGCCGACGAUUCCCUCAUGCUCAACAUUGGCACCAAGGGAGAUGGCACAGAUGAUUAUGAUCCAGAGUCUCUACUCUUAGAAAACAGCCUGUCCAACGGUCACGCCAAUGGAAAACCUAAUGGGAGCACUGCAGCGCCUCUUCCGGGCUCUGAACCAGUGCAGACCGAGUCUAAAGAAGAGGCGUUCAAGCGCUUUUCUGAGAAAUAUCCCACUGCACCUGUUUCUCUGCUAGACUUGAAGCAAGAUGACAUGGAUGUUCAGGCUAAGUUGGUGUACUGGGAUCGAGACGUCAAUGCCAUCGAUCUCCAGCUCCCGGUGGGCUGCACCGAGUGUCUUCGCCAGGGCCAUAUGGCUGAAGUGUGCCCAACCAAGGAGUGCAUCCAUUGCGGAGCAUGGGAUACGCACCAAAGCACACAAUGUCCCUCAUGGCGAAGAUGCCAACGCUGCCGCGAACGAGGCCACGUCGAAGACAACUGCCCAUCGCCCCUGAAAAGCUCGGCCGCUGAAGUCCCCUGUGAUCUGUGUGGUGCCUCAACACACAUGGAGUCUGAUUGCGACCUGCAAUACAACCUCCCAAUGCGGGAACCCCUCUCCCAAAACAUUGUAGUCUCCAUCUCCUGUGCCCACUGCACAAGCGGGAAACACCUCAUUGGCGACUGCCCACAUCUUCCCCCCGACCUCCAACAAAAAACUGCGUCCUUCACCCUCAAAGACAUCGAUCCAGCCAAUAUCACAAACCUCAACGACCCCGUCCGAUCCCGAAAGGGCCCCCCUCCGCCGACGAGUUACCAGCGCGGCAAGGGACGUCCUCGUGGGCCUCGGACGCCGCCAUCCAAUAGUGAGGACGACAUGAUGCCCCGCAAAGGUGGCCGGAAGCCGCCCCCUCCGGCACGAGGCAGAGGUCGCGGGACUAUCAAGUUUGGCAGCAGCGUGGUGGCUGAUAAGCCACGAGGCCGGCCACCGUCUGGCCCCCGCCCGAAAGGCCCACCACCGCGAGGCGGCGGAGGUGGAGGUGGAGGUCGGGGUCGUGGCCGUGGCCGCGGUGGGAAGCCCCGUGGAGGGCGGCCAUGA